CGGUAUCUUAAUUUUUGGGGUAUUGUAUAUUUUCUUUUAACCUCUUUUGAAGAACUGUUGGAGCCAUGAUCAAUAAAAGUUGGCAUCACGAGGCAAAUGGUGUCCAAAGUAAUCUCACUUAAAUCUGCAAGAUUCAGAAAAUAUGGAGGAAGAACACAUUACUGAGAAAAGAGAGAGCAGUGACAGCUCAGCUAGAAGAAAUAACAGCAUGAUGAAAAAGGUGCAAUCGAAAGGACCACAGUUUUACCCUGCUCUAUAUAUUCAACGCUACAAUUUAGUUCAAAAGCUUCUUCAAGAUCACAAAAUAAAAUCUGUUGUUGACUUUGGAAGUGCUGAGUGCAAAAUUGUUCAUUGGCUGAAGAGAGUGGAGACAGUGGAAAAGAUAUGCCUAGUGGAUGUUGAUACAUCAAUACUGCAAGCAAAUGCACAUAUUAUUCAGCCACUUAUCUGGGAGUGUGCUAUACCUAGGUCCUGUCCACUUACCAUAACAGUGUUAGCAGGCAGUGCUGAUGUGGUGGACAGCAGGAUCAUGGGGUGUGAAGCUGCAACGCUGAUAGAAGUCAUAGAACACUUGGAACCAAAUGUUCUGGCUCAUGUGAUCCAAGCAGUGUUUGGGAAUCUGAGGCCAUCUCUUGUUGUGAUAACAACACCAAAUGCUGAUUUUAACAUUCUUUUUCCUGAUUUUACUGGUUUUCGCCACUGGGAUCAUAAAUUUGAAUGGACACAAGAGGAGUUUCAUUGCUGGUGUAAACAAAUUUGCGAAGACUACAAAUAUAAGGUCACAUUCACAGGUGUAGGAAAACCUCCAGAAGGUAAAGAGGAUUUGGGUUACUGUUCUCAGGUGGCUGUCCUCACAAAUGAAUCAGACUACCCUAAUGAUUGUGUGGCAGAAUUUGUGUAUUCUCAGAUACUAGAACAUGUAUAUCAUGUGGACACAAGAAGUUAUCAGGAGAAGUUAAUACAGGAAGUGACCUAUGUUGUCAAUAGCUUAUUGAUGAUAGAGCAGCAGGAGCUGGGAAAGGAAGACCAGGAGGAAACUGUUUGCAUCUCCAUAGAGAAGAUAAUCGGACAGUUGAGCAGGCAGCAUAAAGAGUGGCAAGCACAGGAUAUCAUGAGUAUUUUCAACUUUGGAAUGCUUCACAGGACCUGCGUGGAAAAGUUGUACACCCUGUCAGACAGCAGACAGUAUGUUCUUAUCCCUGUCAACAGUUGUGAUACUUCCUCUCAUUCCAGUGAUGAGUAUGAUGUUGAAAGUGACACUGACAUUACUUCUCAAAAAAAGCAAUUGCAAUGGUCCAUAGAAGAUGAGAAAUGGGACUGAUGUUUUGCAGACGAUUAUUCACACAUUCAAGGACACCAAGUGGUUAUGUAAUGUCGUUGCAAGAAGACAACCUAGGGAAUCUAUACCACCAUCUUACAUAAUUUGUACAUAACUAAUUAGAAAGCAGUGUCAUGUUGAACUUGGUUUUUAUUUAUGGAAAAAAAAAGCAAAGCACCUGUAACAUGUACUUUACAAGAACACGAAGUUAACUUGAUUUAUAAUUUGUUGUCUUCAGGCAGUUUAGGUUUUAAUAACUAUAGGUCUUCAUUGCAUGUAUUCCCAAGUAUCUUCUUGACAGACUUCAAAGAAUCCAGACUAAUUCUGCUCACCUCAUCUGCAGACCAUCUAGAUAUGAACAUAUCUCACAAAUCAUGCGCUUUCUUCACUGGCUGACAGUCGUAGACCAUAUAGCAUAAAAACUUUCCACUUUGACUUACUCUGCCAUUUCUGGCACUAGUCAUUAGUACCUCUCAGGACUCACUCCCAUCUAUAUGCCUGCACGACUUCUUUGCUCAUCUUCUGACACCAAGUUUCUUCAAGUCCCACUAGCUAAAACAAAGACAUAUGAACAGAGGUCUUUUCUCCUAGCGAGCCCUAUCAACUUAAAACAGAUUACCUGUCACCCUUCAUCACUUACCACCUCUUACCACCUUUAAGUCUAAACUUAAGAUGCAUCUUUUCAGAACGACUUCAUUGUGAUCCUGUCCUGACCAUGAGCGUGUAUAACCAUUGUCUUUAAUUUACUUUGUGUAUGAGUGUAUGUUGUAGAAGUGAGCGUGCCUGUUAUAUAUGCGAAUAUGGGUAUAUAGUUUUUGAUGAUUUAGUAUAUGUAUGAUUUAAGUAAAGUGCUAUGAUAAAAUCUUUGGAAAGGCACUAAUGAAUCAUUAGGUUUUACUGUAAUAAUAGCAAAAGAUUAUAUAUAUAUCUUGUUAUAAAUUAAAUGGUGGAGCCAUAUUUUGAGAUGUGCCACCUGGUUGCAAGCGGCAUUUUAAGGGGUAUUUGAUUUUGCGUUGACCUUGGUGUGUGUUGCUGGAUUUGGGGCUAGGUCAGUUUUAGCAUAUGUUGCUGGUAAUCAAGUUCCAGCAUAUGUUGCCGAUUGCCUGCUGUCUGUAAGUAAAGGCCUUUGUAUAUAGCUGUAAAUAAAAUGUUUGAAACUCUC
Molecule: messenger RNA, 2480 nt
Organism: Pomacea canaliculata
Lineage: Eukaryota; Metazoa; Mollusca; Gastropoda; Architaenioglossa; Ampullariidae
Product: small RNA 2'-O-methyltransferase-like
Exons: 7
Coding region: 143-1321 (392 amino acids)
Biological process (GO): piRNA processing; siRNA processing; RNA methylation
Cellular component (GO): nucleus; cytoplasm
Molecular function (GO): RNA methyltransferase activity; O-methyltransferase activity
Source: RefSeq, a predicted model, not a curated record